Molecule: messenger RNA, 8187 nt
Organism: Zonotrichia leucophrys gambelii
Lineage: Eukaryota; Metazoa; Chordata; Aves; Passeriformes; Passerellidae
Gene: TEF
Product: TEF transcription factor, PAR bZIP family member
Exons: 5
Coding region: 219-1103 (294 amino acids)
Biological process (GO): regulation of transcription by RNA polymerase II
Cellular component (GO): nucleus
Molecular function (GO): RNA polymerase II cis-regulatory region sequence-specific DNA binding; DNA-binding transcription factor activity, RNA polymerase II-specific
Source: RefSeq, a predicted model, not a curated record
UUCAGAGUGGGAGAGGGGGAGGUGAAGACAGCCGGGCAAGCUGCAUCUCUGCCAGGCUGCUUCCCAUUCUCCUUGUUCUUUCUGAGCCAGAGCAUUUGGCACACCCGCUCCGGGUGCCUCCGAGCCCAUCUCGCAACGCCCAGGAUAGUGGGGUGUGAGGCUGGUGGCCAGGCACCUGGCCCUCCCUUAGCUCUGCUGGCACAGUCCCAGGACAGGACAUGUCAAGCUGCAACACCCCUGGGGGCCCCACUGCCCUGGACUUUCCGGAAGUCCUGAAGUCCCUACUGGAGUAUUCCUUGCCCUGGACCAACAAGAUGACAGAUAAAGAGAAGGAGAAAAUAAAGCUUGAAGAAGAUGAGGCAGCAGCUGCCAGCACUAUGGCAGUCUCAGCUUCCCUCAUGCCACCCAUUUGGGACAAAACUAUUCCUUAUGAUGGCGAGUCUUUCCACCUGGAGUACAUGGAUCUGGAUGAGUUCCUGCUGGAGAAUGGAAUUCCUUCCAGCCCUACUCACCUGGAUUUGAACCAGAAUCCACUCUUGCCUGUGGCUGAGUUGGAAGGGAAGGAAUCUGCCGGUGCUUCCACUGGUUCUCCUGCAUCUUCCUCUUCCACUGCAGUUUACCAGCAAUCUGAAGCAGCCUCCAGCACAGAGUCCCCACCACAAAAUGAGAGAAAUACACCCAGCCCCAUUGAUCCUGACUGCGUAGAAGUUGAGGUGAAUUUCAACCCUGACCCUGCUGAUUUAGUGCUGUCCAGUGUGCCUGGCGGUGAGCUCUUCAAUCCUCGCAAACACAAGUUUACUGAAGAGGACCUGAAACCACAACCUAUGAUUAAAAAAGCCAAGAAGGUUUUUGUCCCAGAUGAGCAAAAGGAUGAAAAAUACUGGACAAGGCGAAAGAAGAACAAUGUGGCAGCAAAGCGUUCCCGUGACGCCCGGCGGUUAAAGGAGAACCAGAUCACAAUUCGGGCGGCCUUUCUUGAGAAAGAGAACACAGCCCUGAGGACGGAGGUGGCAGAGCUGCGCAAGGAAGUGGGACGAUGCAAGAACAUUGUUUCUAAAUACGAGACCAGAUACGGACCCUUUGACUUAUCUGAUUCCGAGUGAUGCAACUUUAAAGACUUUUAAAAACAAAGAAACUAAAAAGCACACAUGAAUCGCCAGUCUUCAGAGUGAGCAGUGAAAUCUAUGAGGUGUCCCAACACAAACAACUGAUGAUGACCCUGCCUGCCUCCUUGCCUGCAAGUACCCCAUCUGACUACCCAGGGCUGGGCAUGAUGAAAAGUGCAAAGUCUCCUUAAUUGUGUAUAUGGCUUUCUUAUCUGUCUUUCUCACUGUAACUAUGAACUACAAUAAGCUUACCUACUGGGGUUUUGUCAAGACACUCAAAGUUCAUGUCUCAAAGUCUAUUGACAGCCUGUGUGAAUAGUGACUCUUCGUUUGGCACUCAAGUGGAAGAAGAGGGAGUUUUAAAUGAAAGUGUCUGUAUAUAUAAAGAACUGCUAUAUUUUAAGACUCUUUUCCCUGCAGUAUAAUGAAUUUUAUUUAAUACUGCAGCUCCCUUCUGGUACAGUGUAGUGUAUUGUGGAGUACUGUGAGUGCAGAACUAAAGACACCGGGAAGACAGCAGCCCGUAACGUGUGAGACUUCAGUGCAGAAGAUUACAGCAGAUGUACUGAAAUAAUCCAGAAAGCACCACAGUGUGCCAUACAGGGAGUAAUAAACCUCUAUCAAAUGACCCACGUAAUAAUAACCCACGUCGGUGGCUUUCCUGCUCCACAGCUACACUGCUGUAACCUGCCUUUUCCUUUAGUUCAUUUAUGAGGCUCACUUUCUUUUAUGGUAUCUUGCUGAAAAAGGAUCUAUUCUUCUGCUAACAACUUAGCAGUCAUGGAAAAGGUGCUAUUCUGAGCUGCUGAUCUCCAGGUCUUUUGGCAGUCUGAAACUACCAAAUGAGUAUUAGCUCCAGGAAAACAAUGGCUAUUAGUUGCCAUAUUGCCAUUUUCUGUCUCUUGACUGCAGGACAACUGUGGUGCUGAAGGUGAAACAGCCAAUGAUAUCCCACAGUUACAAUGGGCAGCUUAAGAGUGAGGACCCUUGUGCUCAUGUGGGAGGGUAGAUGAAAGCUUGGAUGGAUUGUGGUGAUGUUUAUUGUGUUUAGAAGAUGGAGGAAGUAGGUGGAAGUUCCGUUGUAAGAAUUUCAUCAGCAUAACAAGAAUCUGCUCUAUAUUAAGGGAGCUUGAGAGCUAAAUCUGUGUGGGAAGAGCAAGAGUAGUUACUUUCUAGGAAAGGAGUACAGGGCCAUGCUUGUAGCCAAAAUGGAGCUUGUAAGACAGGAGUGUGUUCAUGCCUAGAGAUUAAUGAAUAGCAUACACCUCAAAAAAAAAACCUUGAAAGCUUUCUGAAGCACAAGUGCCAAAAUUAUGAGGCAUGACUAGUUACCAGCAUAGCUCAGUACUAUCAUAUUGAACAAUUAUUUUGACUUUGUGUUUACCCAAGAGAUUCUACCCCUAAUUUCAGAGCAGAAAUACAAAGAGAAAAAUGUGAGAAGCAGCAGCUAACAUUGUAAGCUUAAUUAAAAAAAAAUAAAAAUCAAAAGCGAGGAUUCAUAACCUGUGUUUGACAGCAUAACCUUUGUACAGAGCUUAUAUAUUAAAUGUAGUUUUUGACCUAUCAUUUUUAAUGGACAAUGUACUGAAGUAAAGAAAGUGUUUUUAAUUUUUUGCUGGCUACCAAAGUAUACUUAUGAGUGUAUUAUUAUAAAGCUCUGAGAUAAUCUUGGGAUAUUUUUAUCAAAUAGAUAAAUAUCUUAGUUCCAUGUUGCUGAUAUGGCAGCAUAUAUCUCUACCUGUAUUGAGUACUGCUGAUUUGGACUGAUAUUUUUGGUAUGUACUGGUUUUUGCUUUACUUUGGUGAUAAAGGCCCAAACCAUGGAUUAAGAAAAACAAACCAGCAAGAAAACAAACAACCAUGACAGCAUGUAAAUGUAGCAACUCUUUUCAUUUAUAAUCUUAAAUUUUCAGUUUGCCCUGGCUGUUCUUAAAUGUCAUGCUUCCUGUUUAAAUCACAAAGCCAAAAGCUAAAUAGCUGGGCAAAGAAGUUGCUUCAUUUGGAUCCUACUGUGCUUAGGAAUAUCUUUUAAAUACUUACAUAUUGUAUACAGGAUUUGUUUUUGCGGUAUGUCAUAACAUUUUAACAGCAAAAUAUUCAGUCAAUGAGAUUAGCAUGUGCAAUUCUAUUGUUUUAUUUCUGUUAUCUUAAAAGCUUACACAGUGGAAACCAACAGUGAAUGUUCAUUAGAUCUUUCUUUCAGAGAAGACUGUUAGCAAACAUUUGUGCUUCCCUGUAGGACAAUGCAGAUUUGCACAAUCUGUGAUUUAUGUGUCUACGGGUUGCAAAACUGGAAAAUCGCACUUUAGGGUGAGUGCAGCUCAACUUUUGUAGCUGGGGAAUUUGGUGUUGUUGUUAUUAAGAAGAAGUAUCUUUAAAAAUAGAUGAGAGGGUAGUAACUAUUUAAAGGAGUGCAUAUAUAGCCAGACAGAAAAUACUGUGCAAUGCUGAACUCCUUUCUCAGUUUUUGCAGUCUCAGGAAGUUAAGUUUAUUGCUCCGGAGCUCCCUGCUCCUCUCAGAAUGAUUCACUCUAUCAUUUUGUUUCUUUGACUAGGAUGACAAUCCUAUCUGUAAGUGAUAACUUGGGUAUGUUUUCUUAGUGAUCAUAAGAAGAGAAAUAUUCUUUUAGCUCAAUUUGAAUGUUAAAAGAUGCUGAAUUGACACUGUUAGGGUUUGAAGUUCUCUAGCCUUGGAACAUACUCUGUAGAGGCCAUAAGUUUGCCUGAUGCCAACCUAACCCCAUUCCACAAAGGGACCAUCUCCAAGGGGAGAGAAUAAAGGGCAUGUGCACCUUUCAGCAUCACUGCAGGGAUUGCCAGGAAAGAGAGCAGUUCAUGACAAUUGUACUUUCAUUAGGAAGAAGAUUGACACCACAUGGCCAUUUCAUAGUACUAACUUUGAAAAUAUAUAAACUGUGGGUGAAAGGUGGACAACGAGUGUUGUUUUACUCUACAGAAGACAGCAGCUAUGAAUAAAUAAUGUGCAAUUUGUAAUACAGUAUUGCUUUCAUACAUGAUGAUCUAAUCUACGUAUAGUCAGUUUGUGUCUAAAAAUUCCAAAAAGCUUAAUCUUUCACCUGUUGCCAAGAUCUGCUCCCACUGAAGCUGGUAACAAAGAUAUCAUUAACUCCCACAGGAAAAAGUCUUUACUCUUAUGUGGUUAUUGUAAAGUUUUAGCAAGUGUUGGAGUUAUGGGUGUCUUUGCUUUCCUCUGAAGCAUUCUGUGCUGGGAUCAGGUGGAUACAUCUCAGAUUGCAGGUGUAGUGUUGGUAAACUGGUCCUGAUAAUUUUGAUAUUCAGAUAAUCUGAACUCUGCUUUUUUUUUGGUCCUCCAUGGACAGAGUGAAAAAGUAGUGUAUUAUGAACUUUUGUUGGAGGAGAAAUGUUUUUGGGUUGUUUGGUUUAUUGCUAAGCAUCUUUUUGCAGUAACAUUUUAUGUCUUUUCUGACAAUUCUCCAUUUCCUUGCUGUGCUGUUUGAGUGCCCAAGGUGUUCUAACUAGAGAUCACAUUCAGCAUUAUCUGCAGGCCUGCUACUAAUUGUACCAAAUCAAUUUCCAGUUGGGAGGUGCAGUGGAAGCCCAGCAGCUUUGGGAAUGCUGUAAUAAAACCACUUAUGCAGAAUUUUUUUUUUUUUUUGUAGAUAGCAAAAAAUAAUGGACCUGCACAGAGGAGAAUAUUGCUGCUUCGGUAUUGGAAGCCACCUGAGCAUAAAAGGGCUUUGUUCCUUGUGAUCAGGUGCUUUCAUUUUUAGUGAGAGGAAGGUAUCUCAGACCUUUGUAAAAUCCAGAUAGGCUUUUGUUCACCCUUCUAGUUUUAGCUGCUAAGCACAAGAUGAGAAAUGCAAAUUUAUCUUAGUGCAUAAAUCUCUUAUUUUUGGCAACAUACGCCUAAAUCCAUAAAGAGCAAAAUCAUUUGUUAGUGCUAGCAUUGUGCCUUUGCAGCACUACAAGACUCAGACUGGCUUUCUAGAUGUUCAGAUAAUUACUCUGGUCUGUAUAUCUGCCACUGUAACAUGGUGAAGAUAGAUAAACUCACAGUUGAAGACUGGGAGAAAGGUAGAAAGAAUAAGCCUAACUAAAUAUCUGUGGAGAUGCUAACAUAAUGCUAAUUGAGAAAUUACAGUGAUUUAACUCCUCAUAAUGCAAAUUGGCAUACGGAUGUAAUUUGUUAGUUUGAUAGUCUGCUAUCCCUCACGAGUCACUUUUGGAAUGCAAACUUCUUGAAGUUCAGACACCUACAGGGAAAAAGGAAUCCUUUGAGUAGAUAUAGACAUAGAUACUUGGCAAGGACAGCAAAGAAUGAAAGAGGAAGAGGAGAGUAAUGCAAGAGUCUGACCUGAGCGAAAUUGCUAAAACUGACUCCUCACUGUUUACAAUUUUAGGCCAAUUUGAAUUCCCUCAGUUUAGCAUCAUACUGAAGAUAAGUAAUUAUUUAGGUCUUGGGAAUCUCCUUGUCUUGGUCCUACUUCCACAGUCCAGAAAGGAAUAUACAGAUAGGGAGAAGAGUUACUGCAGAAAGGCAUGAAAAAAUAGCUGUUGCUUCAACUAAGUGUGCUGUUGCGCUGGGACUUGACCUGCCAAUGUGACCUGGUCAGUGCUGUCUCAUGAGGAAACUACUAUCUGAGGCCCCAGUCUUUUAAGGCCUCAUUUCUGCUGUCAUUUCUGCAUGGGAAGAGCCCUAUAUCUGUAGACAACCAUGUGGACUUCACAGGAUCUGUUAUUGAAUGUGAAGCUCUGCCCAGGCAGUCAGCUGCAGAAUUGUGUCCUUAACACAUUGUCCAGUUGUAGUUAGAGGGCUGUUGAUAUUAAGUGUAAUAUGGGUGCCUGUUAUAUAGCCAAAACCCUUGUUACUUCAUUUUCCUAACUAAGGCAUGAGCAGAAGCCCUUUGCUGUACAACAUCUGUAAAAAACUUUAAAAUGUACUUCACAUACGUCUAGUAAAUUAAGGCAUGUGAUUUUGGUCUGUGGGUCUCAACAAACCUUGCUCGUGUACCUGCCUGAAUGUUUUCCUAGAUCUGCAGCUGUUUCAGUGAGAAGGGAUGGUGGGAUUUGUUCUCUCCAGGGGGCACGAUAGCAGCUCUCACCUGUCCCACUGCGGUGACCGCUCGCUACUGGCCAGGAUCAGGGAUGGAUGCAUCCUCCGCACUUUUAUGUGAAGUUGUCUGAAAUAUGGUGAUUAACAUAAUUAUUGGAAUACUGUAUUUUGUAUAACUUAGAACAUGUAAAUACACUUUUAAAACUAAUCUGUUCUAUGAAGUAAUAAAUAAGUGCUUCCAUUGUAAUAUCUGAAUAUUGUUAAUGCUUCAUGUAGCUUGAUUUGGGAUUAUUUCUUUCCUAGAGAACUACAGAAAUCAAAACAAAGAUUGAUGUUGUGGAAUUCUAGUCUAGUUGUGAUGCUUUCUAUCAACAAAAAAUGUUUUAAAAAUAAUAAUGAGCUACUUAAGCAGAGAAACUAAGAUUUUGAGGGAACUGAUUCUCUUCCAGUCUUUCUUUAACAGUUGUCACUGAUUACAUUCAUAAUUCUACUCUUCCCAUCCUGUUAGCUGGACAGUUGAUUUGUUUGUGAGUAGCAUUUGGAAAGUAGCAAUAUUAAAUUAUUUGUAAACUUCAGUGACUGAGGAAAACUAAAGCUGGGUGGUUUUUGUUGGGUGUGUUUUUUUUAACUAUUCUCUCUUUUGGCUCAAACAGAUCUGUCUCCACCCUUCAGCCAGACUGCAGCAAGUUGCAGUGCAACAGUGAGUGACUGUUACUGAAGCUCAUUUGUGACUUAGAUAGUCUACAUCUUUAUUAGUUCCAUUAUGUACAUAGAUGACACAGGUUUCCUGUUGUAGUGUGGAGAGAGAGAGAAAGUGAUUAAUGACUUUUGCUGAGUACAUGUUCACUGGAUGCUGCACAGCUGGACCUUUCAUCAGAUUUCAUGACCUUUUCUAUCUUGUGUUGAAAAGAAAAAAAAAUAGAAAACAGUGGAGUGAGAAUCAUAAGUAGUCUGCUAGGAAAUCUGAACGCUUGGGUUUUGAGGAGGAGGUGAGAUUAAUCCAUCAGCCUUCAUGUAAAGAAAUUAGCCUGUGAUGACACUUUCUCCAGCCAUCAUGUCACUUUGUCUUCAAUGCUGUACUGGGGCAGUCUCUUCUCUGGUAACAGCUGUGUCUGCUGUGUUCCGUAAAUGACAAAGCCACAUCUUUUAAAGUGGGCAGAGACAACGGCAUCUCUUUUUAUUUUCUUCUAUUUUCUUUCCUCCUCUCUCAGUGUCUCUAGGCUGUAAAAUAGCUAUGAAACAGCUAAGCAAAUGUGCAAGUUAUUCUGAAAACUCUGUUCUUGUUAAGCUUUUUCAGACACAUACAGUUUUUAACUGAAUAAUUUGAGGGAACUCCUAUCUGCUAUAUUUGGCCUGAAAUUCUGUUGCCUCUUGGAUAAAAGUAUUUUUUUGUCUUCAGAUGUGACACUGAUCUGUCCCAUUCAUUCAGUGGGAUGGAUGAUAAAUCUGCACAGUAUUUAUAUAAGAUACAAAUCUGAUCUUAGUUUUACUGUGUGUUAAGUUGUUUAAUCUCUUGGAUGUCUACUCCUUGAGGUUGUCUAUAUAAUUCCUGUAUAUGUAGCUGCUUUUUGAAGCAGUCCAUCAAGAGCAUUUAAAAUCAUCCUGACUGAAAAAUUCUAUAGAAGUGAAAGUGAUAAUAGAGCUUGUAAAGCAGCUGGGUAAAACUGUAUUGCCAUAAAUGGUUUUAAUUUAUAUAUGAAUCUUCUGUCCCAAACUGCUUAUUUUGUACAUAAACCUAAACACUCCUGGCAGCUGAUGGGUGAAAAUAAAGGUGCUUAAACAGCAAUCUAAUGAGGAAAGGGCAUUUCACUAUUACAGAGUUGGUAUUAUUUUAUAUUUCCAUUUAUUACACUUUUUUAAAUGUAUAAACCACAGAUUCUCAAAGUCUUCGGCUUGGAUUUUGUGAGUAGUUUAAAUCCUCUCACCUCUCUGCUCGUAACUGGUUUUUAAGAAAAAGAAAAGCUUUUGUUUAAAAUGUAAAAUUUUGACUGUAUUAACUUCUGUUAGUACCCUUCCUUUUUAAGAAAUAAAAUGUAUAUUCCACUA